Coffea eugenioides is the source of this 1014-nucleotide messenger RNA. RefSeq names its product spore wall protein 2-like. The transcript has 6 exons. Bases 1 to 1014 code for a protein of 337 amino acids. Lineage: Eukaryota; Viridiplantae; Streptophyta; Magnoliopsida; Gentianales; Rubiaceae. The record is from RefSeq and is a predicted model, not a curated record.
AUGAGGAGGAAGAUGAUGCUGGUUUUGAAUGCUGGUUCAGAGGAGGAGGGACAAGAUGUUGCUGGUUCGGAGAAGGGGGAACAAGAUGUUGCUGGUUCAGCGGAGGAGCAAGAUAAUGCUGAUAGUGAAAAACCUUUUUUGAAUGAGCCUAUUGCUUCCAUUAAGGCGCAACGGGAUGAUGACUGUGAGAAUGCCAAUGAUGGUUUUAAUGAUGAUGACAUUGAAAAUGCAAAUGAUUUCAAUGGUUAUGGGGAGGAAGUUGGGGAGAAUGAUCAAAAUAAGAUUAUUAAACAUUUAGUUGAUCAUGAGGAGGAAGAUGAUGUUGGUUUUGAUCAAGAAGAUAAAGUCAAAAAUUUUGAAGGAGACGAUGACCAGACUAAGGUUUCUAAUCAUUCAAAACAAAAGGAACAUGAUGCCGGUUCUGAAAGAGGACAAGAUAAUGCUGGUUUGAACGGGAAAGAUGAUGGAGAGGAUUCCGAUGAAGAUGAGGCUAAUGAGGAUGACAAUGGUAUAGUGAUCAAAGAAUGGGAGGAGAAUGAAACUGAAGACAAUGAUGAUUUUCAAGCCGAGGGUAAUGAUGAGGAUCAGUCUGCCUCCUCAGAUGAUCCUGGUGAAGUCGUUGACUGUGAGUUUGGAGUAAAUCUGGAUAGUGAAAUUUUUUUUUUAAAUGAUCACAUUGCUUCCAUUAAGGCACAACGCGAUGAUGACUGUGAGAAUGCUAAUGAUUGCUUUAAAGAUGAUGACAUUGAAAAUGCAGAUGAUUUCGUUGAUUUUGACGAGGAAGUUAGGGAGGAUGAUCAAAGUAACGAUUUUAAAAAUUUAGUUGAUAAUGAGGAGGAAGAUGAUGCUGGUUUUGAGCAAAAAGAUAAUGCUGAAGAUUUUGAAGGAGAUGAUGACCAGACUAAGGUUUCUAAUGGUUCUUUACAAAAGAAACAUGAUGCUGAGGGGGAGGGGCAAGAUGUUGCUGGUUCGAAGAAGGAGGAGCAAGAUGUUGCUGGUUCAGAGAAGGAGUAA